GUCUCAGAACUUGGCUCGGGGCAGCGACAAUCUUAUCAGGAGCUUUUCUGUUUGGGAUCAGGGGAACGGGUGACUUUCCGAGAAUGAUAAGACGGGACCCAAGUUGUAUAUAAGGGGCAGCUCAUGCUGCUGCUCUGCACCUUCCUCCCGUCUUGCUUCUCCCUGGAGUUGGGACCUGGGAAGAACCAUGAAGUGGCUGCUGCUGCUGGGUCUGGUGGCGCUCUCUGAGUGCAUCAUCUACAAGGUCCCCCUCGUCAGAAAGAAGUCCUUGAGGCGCAACCUGUCCGAGCAUGGCCUGCUGAAGGACUUCCUGAAGAAGCACAACCUCAACCCAGCCAGCAAGUACUUCCCCCAGGCGGAGGCGCCCACCCUGAUAGACGAACAGCCCCUGGAGAACUACCUGGAUGUGGAGUACUUCGGCACUAUCGGCAUCGGAACCCCUGCCCAGAAUUUCACCGUCGUCUUUGACACUGGCUCCUCCAACCUGUGGGUGCCCUCAGUCUACUGCUACAGUCUCGCGUGCAUGGACCACAACCUCUUCAACCCUCAGGAUUCCUCCACAUACCGGGCCACCAGCAAGACAGUCUCCAUCACCUACGGCACCGGCAGCAUGACAGGCAUCCUCGGAUAUGACACUGUCCAGGUUGGAGGCAUCUCAGACACCAAUCAGAUCUUCGGCUUGAGCGAGACCGAACCCGGCUUCUUCCUGUAUUUUGCUCCCUUCGACGGCAUCUUGGGGCUGGCCUACCCCAGCAUUUCCUCCUCCGGGGCCACACCUGUCUUUGACAACAUCUGGAACCAGCGCCUGGUUUCUCAGGACCUCUUCUCUGUCUACCUGAGCGCCGAUGACCAGAGUGGCAGCGUGGUGAUAUUUGGUGGCAUUGACUCUUCUUACUACACUGGAAGUCUGAACUGGGUUCCUGUUUCUGUCGAGGGUUACUGGCAGAUCUCCGUGGACAGCAUCACCAUGAACGGAAAGACCAUCGCUUGCGCUAAGGGCUGCCAAGCCAUUGUUGACACCGGCACCUCUCUGCUGACCGGCCCAACCAGCCCCAUUGCCAACAUCCAGAGCGACAUCGGAGCCAGCGAGAACUCAGACGGCGAGAUGGUGGUCAGCUGCUCAGCCAUCAGCAGCCUGCCCGACAUCGUCUUCACCAUCAACGGAGUCCAGUACCCUUUGCCACCCAGUGCCUACAUCCUGCAGAGCCAGGGCAGCUGCACCAGCGGCUUCCAGGGCAUGGACGUCCCCACCGAAUCUGGAGAGCUUUGGAUCCUGGGUGAUGUCUUCAUCCGCCAGUACUUCACUGUCUUCGACAGGGCAAACAACCAGGUCGGCCUGGCUCCCGUGGCUUAAGCCCAGGUCUUUCCAGCCACCUCCCAGGAAGAUCUGACCUCCGUCCUCUGCCCACUUUAGAUGUAUCUAAUUCUCCUGACUGUCCUUCCCAGGGGAGUGUGGAGGUCUUGGCCCUGUUCCCUGUCUUACCAAUAAUGUAGAAUAAAAACGUAACCUACUGAAACAGGUUUUGUGGA
Molecule: messenger RNA, 1530 nt
Organism: Macaca mulatta (Rhesus monkey)
Lineage: Eukaryota; Metazoa; Chordata; Mammalia; Primates; Cercopithecidae
Product: pepsin A-4
Biological process (GO): proteolysis
Cellular component (GO): extracellular exosome
Molecular function (GO): aspartic-type endopeptidase activity
Source: RefSeq, a predicted model, not a curated record